GGGACUCAGAGUUUAAGGCUCCUCUCCCAUAGAGCAACUCUGCACAACCCAAGCAGACCAACUUUGGGACUUUGAAUGAACGUAUUUACAUCCACCUUUCUCUUCAUGUCGACUUUUCUGGAAACAUUCACACGGAUGCCAUGGUUACUCCUACCACGAUCUUACAGGUGAACAAGGUGAUGUCCAUCUUGUUUUAUGUGAUAUUUCUCGCUUAUCUUCGUGGCAUCCAAUCUACCAACAUGGAUCAAAGGAGUUUGCCAGAAGAUUCGAUAAAUUCUCUUAUUAUCAAACUUAUCCAGGCAGACAUUUUAAAAAACAAGCUUUCCAAGCAGAUGGUAGAUAUUAAGGAAAACUAUCAAAACACGGUGCAGAAAGCAGACACUCAGCAAGACAUGGAUGGAGAGGAAAAUGUGAAAUCAGACUUCCAACCAGUUAUCUCAGUGGAUACAGAUCUCUUGAGGCAGCAGAGACGCUACAACUCUCCCCGAGUCCUCUUGAGUGACAACACGCCGCUGGAGCCGCCGCCGCUGUACCUCAUGGAGGAUUAUAUUGGGAAUUCCGUGGUGAACAGAACCUCCCGGCGGAAGAGGUACGCGGAGCACAAGGGCCACCGAGGGGAAUAUUCCGUUUGUGACAGUGAAAGUUUGUGGGUCACGGACAAAUCCUCUGCCAUCGACAUCAGAGGACACCAGGUAACUGUUCUGGGAGAAAUUAAAACGGGCAACUCUCCAGUUAAGCAGUACUUUUAUGAGACGAGGUGUAAAGAAGCCAAGCCCGUGAAAAACGGCUGCCGUGGCAUCGAUGACAAGCACUGGAAUUCCCAAUGCAAGACAUCCCAAACUUAUGUUAGAGCACUGACUUCAGAAAACAACAAACUGGUAGGCUGGAGAUGGAUAAGGAUAGACACCUCCUGCGUGUGUGCGUUGUCGAGGAAAAUAGGAAGAACAUAAAUCUGCAUCUCUUUGCUAUAUAAAUUAUUACUUUAAAUUAUAUGAUAUGCAUGUAGCAUAUAAAUGUUUAUAUUGUUUUAUAUAUAUUAUAAGUUGACCUUAUUUAUUAAACUUCAGCAAAACUACAGUAUAUAAGCUUUCUCUCUCAAUAAACAAGAGCAAAGGGUGUGUGCCUCCACUGUGGGCAACUCCAGGUUUUUUUUUAGACUAUGUUUGUGACACUGCUUGUCGGCAGCAUACCGUAACCUUCCUGUAAAAUCUGUGUAAAAUCAGUAUUUUUCAUUCAGUAUUGUCAAACCAGUGACUGUCAUUUAGUAAACUUGUUAAAAAUCAGAUCAAUGCCAAGAGUUGUGUACAUAUUUAUAUUCCCUGAUCUAUACAUUCACAUUUAAUUGGAUGCAGUGUUGACUCCUCACCACCAAAACAAACAUGGACCAAAGUACGUGUUGUAGCCUGCAGAUGAUGUCAAAUUUACAGGCAUCAGGUAGCCCUAAAAUAAAGUUUCUGUGUAUUAUGCCAGUUUUGCCAGUGAAAUUACCAUUUUUCCUCUGUUAGCAUUUCAGGAUGGCUGCUAAUAAUCCAGCAACUUCCAUUUAUGUUUCUGAAGCACAUUUGUUUUGCAACUGUUUCUAAUGCUGCCAGUGCAUCAUUGAAAAAACAUGAAAAAAAUAUAAAAUAUUUGUAGCUGAAACUUACUGAAGCCAAGGACCAAUCUAAACGGGUCAUUAAUAUAAUACAUGAAAGAUGGUUUGUUGUGAUCAGCCUCCUUCUCCUCACACAAAUCGUUAUCUUCUGCUUGCA
This is a messenger RNA of Neopelma chrysocephalum (saffron-crested tyrant-manakin), 1751 nucleotides long. RefSeq names its product neurotrophin 3 (gene NTF3). The record is from RefSeq and is a predicted model, not a curated record. Gene Ontology annotation, biological process: regulation of neuron differentiation; positive regulation of peptidyl-serine phosphorylation; negative regulation of neuron apoptotic process. Gene Ontology annotation, molecular function: nerve growth factor receptor binding; growth factor activity. The transcript is spliced from 2 exons. Lineage: Eukaryota; Metazoa; Chordata; Aves; Passeriformes; Pipridae. The coding region runs from base 141 to 950 and encodes 269 amino acids.